This is a messenger RNA of Trichoderma gamsii, 3198 nucleotides long. RefSeq lists its product as hypothetical. Bases 1 to 3198 code for a protein of 1065 amino acids. The transcript is spliced from 4 exons. NCBI's taxonomy places the organism in Eukaryota, Fungi, Ascomycota, Sordariomycetes, Hypocreales, Hypocreaceae. The record is from RefSeq and is a predicted model, not a curated record.
AUGCGGAGUCGUAUCCUAGACACUGGGAUAUCUGUUGCAUACGAGCCUGAAAACGGCUCCCCCAUCGUUGACGUCGUCUUCGUCCAUGGUUUACACGGUCAUCCAUUCAAAUCAUGGGCCUACCACCUUGACUUUCCCGGGGCGCAUGAAUUGCCAGCCACUACCCCGGUAACAGUCGGCAAAACAGAACGUGGAAGCGUCAUUCAUCGCGUGGCUGUCCAUUUGCGUCGGAAAUCGUCAAAAGCUGCGCCGAUAGACAGUACAGAAUCAGCGUCUCCUACAUGUACCAUGGAGAAUGGCGCCCCAGUCGCGCAUAUAUUCUGGCCCAGCGACCUGCUUCCAAAGCAAUGUCCUAACUCACGCAUCCUUAUGUUUGGGUACGACAGCAAGAUCACCAAGUAUGCAGCUGGUGCGAUAAAUCAGAACAGUAUUCUCUCUCAUAGCAAAGACCUUUUGUUUGCCCUCUGUAGAGAAAGAAUCCCUAAUCGCCCGUUGAUAUUCGUUGCUCAUAGCCUUGGGGGCAUUAUUGUUAAGGAAAUGCUCGCACAAUCAUCUACGUCGAUUGAACCCGAGUAUAAAAGCAUCGUAGAGUGCACUGCAAAAAUUGUUUUCUUGGGCACUCCACACCGCGGUAGCCAAGAUGUCGCGGCGCUCGGUGAAAUAGCACGAUCUAUUAUUAGCUCCUUGGGCAUGGAGACAACACCAACUAUUCUUGACGCGCUGGGCUUGAAGUCUUCGGAUCUAAAUCGCGCGCAAGAACAGUUCUCUAAGCUGUGGCAAGAAUACGACUUUCAGGUUAAGACAUUCCAAGAGGGUCUCAGCUUGGCAAAGCUUGGGAAAAAAAUUGUGCCCGAUUACUCAUCUUCGAUUGGAGAUCAUCGUGAGCAUUCCGAGACUCUUCAAGCCAACCAUCAACAAAUGUGUCGAUAUUCUGGAAUAGAUGACCCAAAUUAUCGCAAAAUAGCUGGGGAGCUUUAUUCUAUAUACAGCUCCCUUGCGAGGCUAAACUCGACCAAACCUCGUCGAAGUCGGCAAACGCAAUCUCCUGGGUCAAUAUUGAGUGCCACUUCGUCGAAAGAGUUACUGCACGUUACCAACGACACCCAAGUCAACGAUGUGUGCCUGGGGUCUCUAUGGUUUCCAGCUAUUAAUACUCGACACCAAAGUCUGGAGAAACCAGCUGAUAAUACUUGUUCAUGGUUGUUUAACCAUGUUAUAUAUCAAGAAUGGUUCAAUGGUAGCGAUCGACAAAAGAAUCACGGUCUUCUUUGGUUAAAAGGAAAGCCAGGCUCAGGGAAAUCAAUUCUCAUCAAGGAAGCUUUCCGCCGAGCCGCUCUGGAGCAAGACGAAUCCAAUCACUGUUCUGCUGCUUUCUUCUUCUGUGCCAAUGGCAACAAGCUUGAGCGCUCUUGUCUUGGUCUCUUCAAAUCCCUGCUAUACCAGCUUCUUCCUGAAGAUAGAAUGCAGAUCAAACGCUUGCAAAAGCUAUGGGAGAAAAAGAAAGUGCCUUAUAGUGGGGCGGCGACGGUCGCUUGGCAAGAAACUGAACUUGAGUCGUUCUUUGAGUCAAUGUUUAUGGAUCAGCCAAGGAAGAAGACGAUUAUCUUCAUUGACGCUAUUGAUGAGUGUGAUGAACCUAAAAUACGGCCUAUGGUCUACUUCUGGCGGAAAGUCACUUCAUCGGCGUACAAUCAAGGAGUUGACCUCAAUGUCUGUCUAUCUAGUAGACACUUCCCCACAAUUACUCUUAGCAACUGUCCGGAAAUAAUCAUCGAACAGCAUAACAGUCAUGACAUUGCGACAUACGUGGAUUAUAAAUUCCAACUCGGUAUUGUUACGCAAAUACCUCAAUGGGAGCUCUUAAGGGAUACCAUCUUGAGAAAAUCUGCAGGGAUAUUUCUUUGGGUUGCUUUAGUGAUGGAAGAUGUAAUCAAGAGCUGGGAUAAUGGCUAUGGUAUGCCAUUCCUGAUUAAACAAGUCAUGGAUAUUCCAGAUGCACUUGAAACUCUAUUUUCUAAUAUGUUUUCUAAUCUCAAUCCAGAGAUGAGAGAGUUGACCAUUAAGUUCUUCCAAUGGGCCAUUUUAGCUACGGCACCUCUUCGACUUCACGAGUGGCACCAUGUGAUGGCAUUCAUCAGGCAGCCCGCGCUUAGUUCAUUGAAAGAGUGGCGCCAAUCAGUCAAUUUUACUGAAAACGAUGAGCAGCUCGAGAAGCAAAUUAGGAGUGUUUCCAGGGGCCUAGUUGAAGUGAAGAGAGUCGCUGCGGACGAUUUCCAAGACAGCGGAGUUGAGAAAAUAUCCGUCUAUGCCGGAGCAGGAUCGCUUAACCAGGAGAAUGGCAACACUAGAAUCGUUCAAGUUAUACACGAAUCAGUGCGCGAUUUCUUCUUGAAGGGAAAUGGAUUCUCUGUUCUCGAUUCGAAUCUACGAUUGAAUCCAAUCGGCAUCGGUCAUCUUUCAAUAAUGAAUACUUGUUUGGACUACUUGAACAUUGCGGAACUUGAUGCACUUGUAGAGGCACGUAUUCACGCAGCUAAGAGUCAAGAUCGUCAACUGCUAUCAGAUUGUAUGAGAGGGUUGACUGAGAGCAUAUGUUCUACCAAUUCUUCGUCUGAUAGUAGCUUCGAAAGAGACCGAGACCUCAAAAACUCCAACACAGGCUUGUCGCAAUAUCAUCAGUUAUCCAUGAAAAGAGGAGAGAACACGUCUGUUUUUGCGAUGUUGAAGUCCUUUGACUACACUCCAAACAUAGAGCCAAACAUAGAUGUUGUUGAAUGGGUGAAACAAGGCCACCCUGUUUCUGCGAGAUCGUCAUCUCUACGUAGCUUUACCCAUGUAUCACUCGCCCACUCCUCCGAGAUAAGUCGGCCUCAAAGGCUGAAAGAUUACCCUGCACUACUCUCAUAUGCCACAGUCAAGCUAUUUGCCCAUGCUAAGCUGGCUGAUGAUGUUGGGGCUGACCCAAGCCCGAUAGUCAAGCGUUUGAUCGAUGAGAUAACGUGGGCUCGCUGGAUUGCACUCAAAGAAGACAUACCUCAAGGGACUAAGUUUGUUACAUAUGCCGCUAAUAGAGGUAUAUCAUCAUGGGUCAAAGUUAUUCUUCAUGAUACCACUACGAAAUUGCCGUCACCGAGCUCUGUCAUUGUCGGCGACGUAAAAUUCGCUGUAUCACAGCUGAAGACCACAAUCAAUGUGUAA